Messenger RNA from Alternaria arborescens, 3516 nucleotides. RefSeq lists its product as hypothetical. The coding region runs from base 1 to 3516 and encodes 1171 amino acids. Lineage: Eukaryota; Fungi; Ascomycota; Dothideomycetes; Pleosporales; Pleosporaceae. The transcript has a single exon. The record is from RefSeq and is a predicted model, not a curated record. Gene Ontology annotation, biological process: transmembrane transport.
AUGGCCGUUACCACCUCGCGCGAUGACGCGCUACGGCUACCUGACAAUACUCAGCUCGAGAUGCCCUGCCUUCAACCCACACAGACGCCCCCACGAUCGAGACGGAAACAUUCCACGUUGCCGACCCUAAGCGCAUUCUUUCCACUUGUCCUCGUCCUGGUCAUUGCCUCCUUCCUCCCGCUCGCGAGCGCCGUAUUCGUAAAUUUCGAAGAUUGCCUGACACGAGUCUACCUGGCCGAUGGCAAACAGACACCCUACCUACGUUUCACGCCCGAGUACGUCUGGGCUGACUUCAGUUCCGACUACUUGUUGAACGUCACCGUCUACGGAAAUGUCUCCGGCCAAGCCCAGCCUGGCCCCUACCCACCGCUGGACGAUGACAACUGGAAGGACCCAAACAUGACCUUUGGCAAGAUUGUGAGACUCGCGCCGAACCACAAGCACUUCACUACUUUGUUCUGGAGCAACAGGGUUCUGUCAUACUCGGCAUACACGGCUCCCCCCACCUCGUUCUGUGACUCCGUCCUCAACACAAGCUGCCCGGUCGCCCCUUCCUUUGGUGGUAAUUUGAGCGAGUUCUGGACCAUGCCUGCCGUCAGUGUUGCACACAAGUUUGACAGCUCGUAUGCCUUCUCAACAUGGGCCUCGACACUGCGCAUCGUCUCUGGCGACGACAAUGCCCAGGCUCUUGGCUGCAUGUCUGCCAACAUCACCCCAGAUCUCGGCAAAACACUCACGGAUGCGUUGUGCUACUUCCCGGCUGCGAUACUUACGCUCGUGGCUAUUGCAACCGUGUUUGCCGCCACGUGCAGCCCCUGGGGAACCUCGAACAUCUUCCGAUGGACCACCAAUUACGGUCGAGACGAGGACUUGUUGCGCCUGGUCACCCCGGGUUUUGGAGAUUGUCUGCAGUACAUCCAGUUCGUCGUAUUGGCAGGUAGUCUCAGUCUCAACUACCCUGGCUACUUCCAACCCGCCAUCAGCCAGGCCAGCUGGUCAAUUCUUUUGUGGAACCAAAGCUUCGUUAGUGGAGGUAAUGGAUCCCAGAGUCUUGUUGACGGCAUCUACUUCGCCAACGGAACGUACGGUCUGACUCGGCUUGGCCAGUAUGUCGGCAUGACCAAGGAGCGUGAUAUAUGGGCAUGCAUGGCUAUCUUCCUGCUAGUCCUCAUCGCCUGUGUCGUUGUGCUUACCCAACUUGGUUUCUUCGUACGCUGGCUCUACCGCUGGCUAACUCAAACGCAGGACGGUGACUUGACAGGGAAGAACUUCGCCUUCACAGCUGGCAACAUCAUCCGUGUCGUUUUCAACUAUUUCCUGCUUCCCAUCAUAGCACUAUCCUUGUUCCAGCUCGUGGUUGGCCCUCGCUCGCCGGCUACCGUCGUCUCUACAGCAGUCAUCAUGCUUAUCGUCGUUGCUGGAGUAGCCACCUGGAUCUUCUGGUUCAUCUUCACCACACGCCCUCGCGCCCACUUGUUCGACGACCUUCCCACUGUUCUGACCUACGGACCCCUCUACAAUACUUAUUCUGAUGAUGCGGCGCCGUUCUCUUUCAUCCCUGUCUUACUCACCAUCAUCCGUGGUAUUGCUAUCGGUGCUAUUCAGCCUUCUGGUAUUGCCCAAAUCAUCAUACUUGCUAUAUGCGAAGUGAUUCUGAUUCUCACCUUGCAUGCCUUCCGCCCUUUCCAGUCCAACACUUCGAUGAACGCCUACCAUACCUUCUUCUCGACUGUACGACUCAUUUGCGUUCUCCUCUCGGUGGCGUUCGUACCGUCGCUUGAUGUAGACGAAGCACCAAAAGGGUGGAUUGGGUACAUCAUUCUAUUACUUCACGCCAUUGUCUUAAUAUUUGGCUUUUUCCUGAAUGCUCUUCAGACAAUCAUCGAGGUCUCUGCCCGACUUGCGGGUGCAGGCGCUGACACGCGAGGUGGUCUUACAAAGGUAUUCGGAAAGCGACAACUGUCGAAACGUAAUGGUCGCCGAACGACUCGCGGCAGUCUCAACUCGAAUGCCGCCAUGCUAUCCCACGAUGAGAACAAGAACAUACAGCUCAUGAACAGCCGUUCUCGAAGUUUGUCUGCCAGCUCAGCUGUUCUUCUAAAUGGACCUUAUGACCGGGAUAGCCAACGCGCAAGUGUUGGAUUUGACGGCUUCAGCCAGGGUGACUACGGAAAUGUCAGCCCAACUCCAGGAUCAGGUGCAGUACCCUUCACGUUCUUGGGCGGAUCAUCAGGCCAGAGCUCCCGUCGACCUACCAUGGGCACCAUGGAUGCUGCGGAUCCUUACUAUCGACCUCCACGCCCUCGUAAACAUACUAUGGAUUCCAUGACUGCUCCGGCGCUCGGGAAGGGACCUUUAGGAAGUGCAGACAUUGUGGAUGCACCAUAUUCUGACAAUAUGGAUAUCGAAGCUAUCAAGGCUGGUGAAGGCCCAUCUCGUGGCUCUGGAACACCCGCCCCGGCCUAUCUGCGGCUGAAUCGCGACGACUCUGAUCCCAAUCUCGACAGACGGAACAACAACAACACCGAUUAUUCUGUACGCGAAUCUGACUUCUACUACGGACUUCGCGGCCCUGCCCUGUCUUCGCAACCCACGCGAAAGUUGAAGACAGGACCAGCGGAUCCAAUGAGUCCUGUGUCGUCGGCUACCGGUUGGUUCAAGAGCUUGAACUUGCUGGGUGGGCGGAAGAAGGAAAAGAGUAAGGGUUUCGAGGUUGUUAGGAGCACGCGCAUGCCGCCACAGAUGAUGGCUGUUGAAGAAAAUGUCGAAUCGCCAGAGGUUGUGCAGGAGCCAUAUCGGGAUAGUCCAGAAUCGCCUCCGCGAGCUCGGAACGUAUCUGGAGGAUCGGGCGUGGCGACAGCGGCCGUCUUGACUGGCGAGAGACGAGACUCUACCGAUAGCGAUUCGGAUACGAGCCAGGACGAAGAAGAUUACGGUCCCGUGGACCGUGUCUCACCCACUGCGCCGGCCCUGGGGCCUAUCGAGAGCUUUGGCGGAAUUGAGCUGCCCAGUAGGAUUGGGUCGCGUGCCUCUCGCGUUACACAAGCAACAGGACCCCCAAGUCGCGUACCCUCAAUACCACGGAAGAACUCUAGGCGUACAAAGUCUACGGAAGCAGCUUAUCUUCCAGAUCGGUUGUCCACAGUCAUGGACGUGCCAACAUCGGAAAGCCCGAUGAGUCAAAGACGAAGUCAACACCUGCAACCAGGUGGAGCUGGCGGAUUGCCUAUUCGCCUACCUUUUGGAUCUACAGACCCUUCACCAGAGCGCUCGCCUGGGCCAUCGGCGGCGUCAAGCAUAUAUCGCAACGACGGCACGAGUUUGCAUGCGCCAACACCAAUUGGCGGAACGUCGGAGCGACCCCUCAGCACUGGAGUUGUUCAGCAUCAUGUUACUCAGGACAGCGUGGAGCGGAACGUGUACGACGCGGGAAGCCACCUGGAAGCGUCGGCAGAGAUUGUGGACCGGAGUCGCAGUGGCAGCACGCAGCACAGCGGACGCAGCUACAAGAGAUGA